AUGGAUGUGAAGAAUGCCUUUCUUCACACUGAUCUCCAUGAAGAUAUUUACAUGAAGCUUCCCUCUGGUAUGACUACUUCUUCUCCUCAUGAUGUCUUUCUUCUCUUGGUUUAUGUGGAUGAUAUUAUCCUUACUUGCACUGACUGUGGUUUGAUUACUAAGCUUCAGCAGCUGUUACAUGUAACUUUUCAUAUGAAAGAUCUUGGUCAGCUCACAUACUUCUUAGGAUUGGAAGUUCAUCAUCGAGCCCAUGGUAUUUUCGUGAACCAACAUAAGUAUAUUCAAAAUCUUAUCACUUUGAUUGGUUUAGAAGACACUUCUUUUGUUGAUACUCCUAUGGACGUAAAUGUCAAAUAUAGGAAAGAUGAAGGGGACCUUCUGGAUGAUCCUACUCUCUAUCGACGCCUGGUUGGGAGUCUUAUCUACUUGACCACUACUCGACCCGAUAUCUCCGAUGUUGUUCAUCAGGUCAGUCAGUUUAUGUCUUCUCCUCAGCAUCUCCAUCUUACUACAGUUCGCUGCAUCAUCCGCUAUCUUCGAGGUUCACCUACUCGUGGGUUGUUCUUUCCUACUGACUCCUCUCUUCAACUUGUUGCUUAUAGUGAUGCUAAUUGGGCUGGGUGUCCGGAUACACGUCGAUCUACUACAGGUUGGUGUAUAUUUUUAGGUGAUACCUUAAUUUCUUGGAAAUGUAAGAAACAAAAUCAUGUUUCUAAAUCCUCUACUGAGGUCGAGUGUCGGGCCAUGUCUACUACUUGUUCUGAAAUUGUAUGGCUACGCGGUCUUCUUGAGGAGCUUGGGUUUCCUCAGAGUACUUCUACUCCUCUUCAUACUGAUAACACUAGUGCUAUUCAAAUUGCCACCAAUCCCGUUUUUCAUAAACGCACCAAGCACAUUGAGAUUGAUUGUCAUUCUAUUCGAGACACCUUGGAAAGUCGAGUGAUAUCUCUUCCUCACAUCUCUUCUGAUCUCUAA
Messenger RNA from Magnolia sinica, 975 nucleotides. RefSeq lists its product as uncharacterized. The transcript is spliced from 2 exons. Lineage: Eukaryota; Viridiplantae; Streptophyta; Magnoliopsida; Magnoliales; Magnoliaceae. Bases 1 to 975 code for a protein of 324 amino acids. The record is from RefSeq and is a predicted model, not a curated record.